Messenger RNA from Dioscorea cayenensis subsp. rotundata (Guinea yam), 3563 nucleotides. Its product is annotated as SCY1-like protein 2. The record is from RefSeq and is a predicted model, not a curated record. NCBI's taxonomy places the organism in Eukaryota, Viridiplantae, Streptophyta, Magnoliopsida, Dioscoreales, Dioscoreaceae. Gene Ontology annotation, biological process: protein phosphorylation. Bases 284 to 3076 code for a protein of 930 amino acids. The transcript has 14 exons. Gene Ontology annotation, molecular function: protein kinase activity; ATP binding.
UAUGUCAUUACACCUAAUCAAACGCCCCAACACCCUCCAAGGGUUAUGCGCCUCGAUUACGAUCAAUCCCGGUCUACUUACCUUCCUCGCGAAGUAUGGUACGUUCUGAGAUCCAUCCACGAAGACAAUAGAGAAACGGAGAGAGAGAGAGAACAGCAAGCAGCGUUGACAGGCUAACAUCUAUGCCCUUCUUGUCGCCGUUCUCCUCCUUGCCCUAAUUCGAUCUCUCUCCUCUCCUCUCUUCUCCUCUGCCGUUGCCGCCGUCACCACCUUCCCCUCCGCCAUGGCUCUCAACAUGAAGACCUUGACCCAGGCCCUUGCCAAGGCCUCCGCUGUGAUCGAGAAGACGGUCCAGACCACUGUCCAGGAAGUCACAGGUCCCCGCCCUCUCCAGGACUAUGACCUCCUCGAUCAGAUCGGCUCCGGUGGCCCCGGCAUGGCCUGGCGCCUCUACUCCGCACGUCCUCGCUCCUCCGCCCCCCAGACCCCCUACCCGCUACUCUGCGUCUGGCUCCUCGACAAGCGCUCCCUCUCCGAGGCACGCUCCCGUGCUGGCCUCUCCAAGUCCGCCGAGGACGCCUUUCUUGAUCUCCUUCGCGCCGAUGCCGCCCGCCUCGUCCGCCUCCGCCACCCCGGGGUAGUCCAUGUCGUCCAAGCCCUCGACGAGACUAAGAACGCCAUGGCCAUGGUCACCGAACCCCUCUUUGCCUCCGUCGCCAACGCUCUUGGCAACCUCGAGAACGUCCCCAAACCCCCGAAGGACCUUCAGGGCAUGGACAUGGGGAUUUUGGAGGUCAAGCAUGGGUUGCUCCAGGUUGCGGAAUCAUUAGAUUUCCUCCAUAACAAUGCUCACCUCAUUCAUCGGGCAAUAUCCCCCGAGACGGUAUUUAUUACUUCCUCUGGAGCUUGGAAGCUUGGUGGUUUUGGUUUUGCCAUCUCUUCUGAUCAGGCUUCGGCUGGUGCAACAUCUAUGCCACCAUUUCAUUAUGCGGAAUAUGAUGUUGAGGAUGCUGUUUUACCCCUUCAACCCUCUUUAAAUUAUACUGCACCUGAAUUGGUUCGGAGCAAAGAACUUUCUGUUGGAGCUUCUUCUGACAUGUUCAGUCUUGGUUGUCUUGCCUAUCAUUUGAUCACGCACAAACCGCUUUUGGAUUGUCAUAAUAAUGUUAAAAUGUAUAUGAAUAGCCUGGCAUAUCUAUCGAAUGAAGCAUUCUCUCGUAUACCUCCGGACUUGGUUGUGGAUUUGCAAAGGAUGCUGUCAAUGGAUGGGGCUUCCCGACCAACUGCGAUGGAUUUUACAGGAUCUUCUUUUUUCCGUGAUGAUACUAGGCUGCGUGCCCUUCGUUUUUUGGACCAUAUGCUUGAAAGGGACAACAUGCAGAAAACUGAAUUUCUAAAGGCCUUAUCUGAUAUGUGGAAAGAUUUUGAUUCUCGUGUGCUGCGGUAUAAGGUGCUUCCACCUUUGUGUGCCGAACUUCGGAAUCUUGUCAUGCAACCAAUGAUUUUGCCCAUGGUUCUUACAAUAGCAGAGUCUCAGGAUAAAGCUGAUUUUGAGCUUUCAACUUUACCUGCACUGGUUCCCGUCCUGAGUUCUGCAUCUGGUGAAACACUUCUUCUGCUUGUCAAGCAUGCUGAUCUUAUUAUUAACAAGGCCAGCCAGGAGCACCUCAUAGCUCAUGUUCUUCCAUUGCUUGUUCGAGCUUAUGAUGAUACUGACCCUCGUGUACAAGAAGAGGUCCUGCGAAGAACUUUUCCUCUAGCAAGGCAACUUGAUGGGCAGCUAGUAAAACAAGCUAUUUUGCCUCGUGUGCAUGGCUUGGCACUUAAGACUACAGUUGCAGCGGUGCGGGUAAACGCCCUUCGUUGCUUGGGUGAUCUGGUACCAUCACUUGACAAACAAUGUGUACUAGACAUUUUGCAAACACUACAACGAUGUACUGCUGUCGACCGCUCUGCUCCAACUCUCAUGUGUACUUUGGGAGUUGUAAAUUCAAUGUAUAAGCAGUAUGGAGUAGAAUUUGCUGCAGAGCAUGUAAUUCCUAUGCUCUUCCCAUUACUGACUGCCCAGCAAUUAAAUGUCCAACAAUUUGCAAAAUACAUGCUCUUUGUGAAGGAUGUCUUAAGAAAAAUAGAGGACAAACGUGGUGUGACAGUGACUGAGUCUGGAGUUUCUGAAGUCAGAGUCUCGCCUUUAUCAUCCAAUGGGCUGCAUUCUGUACCAACUCAAGCACAAAGCAAUCCAAUUUCCUUAGCAAAGAAAAGUCCAGCAUGGGAUGAAGACUGGGGUCCUACAACCAAGGGAACUGCAAUCUCUUCUGUUCCAGUGGAGUCUAACCUACUACCUAAACAGACAAUGCCAACUCCACAACCUGCUGCAGUCACCAAUACUAUGUUACAGCCUUCAACAUCUGUUCCCAGUCAACAAACAUCAUCAUGUACGCCAGUUGACAUAGAGUGGCCUCCUUCAAGUUCCAGUUUUGGCUACCAGUUUGGCAACAGUGAGAAAGAAAAGCAGAAUAAUGGAGGACUUUCUGACACUGCAUUUGAUGAUAUUGACCCUUUUGCCAACUGGCCACCUAAGCCAAACAGUUCAGUCGCAACUUUGGCAGCUCCAACCAAGACAACUUAUGGCCAUGGAAUGUCAGCUUUGAGCACAAACUACAUGAGCUCUUUAAGCAACACCAAUCCUAUUGGACUGUCAAACACUCAGCAGGGAAACUCUGUGUCUAGCAACAUUCAAAAUGGUGCGGGUUUGAAUAUGCAUAACAUUGGACUGUUGUAUCAGGGGAACACUACAUCUGGUGCUGGAAAUUCAAAUCUACCUUUGGGUGUGGGAUACCCUAAAACAAAUAAUACAAUAGGCAGUCAAAAUACGGGCCCCAAAUCAGCCGAUCUCGGAUCAAUAUUUGCUUCAGGAAACAAUGCAAAUCCUACACCUAAGCUUGCCCCUCCUCCAGCCACUGCAGUAGGAAGAGGGCGCGGAAGAAAUCAGGGGCCUGGUGGUCUUUCUCAAUUAUCGCGAGCAAACCAUGCCAAAAGCUCUACUACAGAUAAACCUCUUCUGGAUUUGCUUUAGGAUAGCCCUUUCUAAUUGUUCAUUACCAUUUGCGUGGAAGAUGACCAGUUUAGGUUCCUAUAAGCCGAAUAUCAGCCCCCUUUGUUGAGGGAAGCAUAAAAUUGAAUUCAACAGUGCAGAUCACAGAGGUUGUUAAUUUUCUUCCUAGCAGGUUCUGUGGUCAGUGUGAGAUGGUAAGUUGGUAUACUAGCUGUUCAAGUGUCAAUCAGUACAUAUGUAUUCUUUUGCAAACAUGCCAGGCCUUCUUUUCAUUUGGAGACAAUAAGUAAGAGUCAUGCCAUUUCCCUGAGAUGUUUAGGAUUUUGGUUCUUGAGAGUUGUCUUGCAAAAUACAUCAGUUCCUUCCUUGUGUAAAUUUUGAGUACUUAAUAUUGUGUAAAUCUUGAGUACUUAAUGUUGUGUAUUUUUCCGUAUUUUUCCAACUCACAAACAUAACUGAAAACCGAAUGCUGUAUAUUUUGAUUUGAAUGUGGUUUUUCUUUUAUUUA